AAGUAUAUUAAAGUUUCUAAAAACCCUAAGUCUCCAUUUGCUUAGAGGCCUUCUAUAAAUACAAUAUCAUGGCCAAGUCUUUGAUUAUCAGAUAAGUUAUCCAAUCAAUAUACACUUCUACAAUCUAUAUAUACAGCCACAGCUACUUAUAUAGCAUUCUGCAAGGCGGCGUUGCAAUUUUUUCUGUCCUUAUGAGUUUUGUUGGUAAAAUGAAGGAAAACGCAGUCAACCCUCUCCGUCUCACAUCACUGAACCAUGUGUCUCUCUUGUGCCGAUCCCUUGAAGAGUCGAUGAAUUUUUACCAAAAGGUGUUAGGGUUCUUCCCAGUUCGAAGACCUGAAUCUUUAGAUUUUGAAGGCGCUUGGUUGUUUGGACAUGGAAUCGGAAUACAUCUCUUGCCUUCCACAGAGCCUCAAACACUUCCCAAGAAAACUGUGAUUGACUCCAGAGAUAACCAUAUCUCUUUUCAGUGCGAGAGUAUGGCGUCAGUGGAGAAGAAGCUUGAUGAAAUGGGAAUAGAGUAUGUGAGGGAGAUGGUCGAAGGAAGAGGGAUCAAAGUGGACCAGCUCUUCUUCCACGACCCUGAUGGCUUCAUGAUAGAGAUCUGCAAUUGUGAUAGCCUCCCUGUUGUCCCUCUCGUAGGAGGACUGGCCCAGUACUGCGCAAGAGUUAAACUUCAUCAGAUGGGGCAACCACAACCGCAGACUAAUUAAGAUCAAUCCUUAACUAUCUCUGUUUUGUGUUUGUGUGUGUGCUUUGGGUGUGUUUGCUUUUGUGUGUGAUGAAUAAGAGACCGAUCAACGGGGAUCAGUGAAUGUGAUCCCCCCCCCCCCCCCCCCCCCCCCCCCCGCGGGAAUGAUCAUUCUCGUUAUAUGAUAUAACCACCAAGGGAAUUAAUGUUACAUAUAUUGUUUUAGUUGGUUUCUGUUGUUGUUGUCGUGUGUCGUUUGUCUGUACAUAUUGGGUGUGUUUGAUUUUGGAUGUAAUGAAUAAGAGACCGAGGUGAGUCAGUGUAUGUGAUUCCCCUAGAGGAAAUGAUAGUUUCCUCGCUUGGUGAAUCAGUGAAUGUGAAUCCCCUAGAGGAAAUGAUAAUUCUCUAGGAAAUCAAUGUUACAUAUAUUGUUUUAGUUGGUUUCUGUUUUUGUCGUA
This is a messenger RNA of Raphanus sativus (radish), 1149 nucleotides long. RefSeq names its product glyoxylase I 4-like. The record is from RefSeq and is a predicted model, not a curated record. Bases 192 to 713 code for a protein of 173 amino acids. The transcript is spliced from 3 exons. NCBI's taxonomy places the organism in Eukaryota, Viridiplantae, Streptophyta, Magnoliopsida, Brassicales, Brassicaceae.